Danaus chrysippus (African queen) is the source of this 1020-nucleotide messenger RNA. NCBI's taxonomy places the organism in Eukaryota, Metazoa, Arthropoda, Insecta, Lepidoptera, Nymphalidae. The record is from the annotation of a GenBank genome assembly.
AUGUUGAACGUGCACAAAUUAUGGCUAUUUACGAGUAUGUGUGUUGUUGUUGUUGUCAUUCUAUAUUUCCAGUCGGAAAUAGCGCGACUGGAGGACGUGUAUCGCAAACUGGAGUUCAGAGUGUUGCAGUCGCAUUCCGAGGCCCGUCAAUACACGACGAGGGAACCGCCGAGAGAUGACGACAACCUAGUAGUUAUUUAUAAUAGAGUUCCUAAGACUGGCUCCACGAGUUUCGUCGGCGUAGCUUAUGAUUUAUGUAAGAAGAAUCAUUUCAAAGUGCUGCACAUCAAUAUAACGGCCAACAUGCACGUCAUGUCGCUCAGUAAUCAGUACAGAUUUGCUCAGAAUGUUACCAAGUGGCAGGAGGUGAAGCCCGCCUUAUAUCAUGGUCAUAUGGCAUUCCUUAACUUUGAAAGAUUGGGAACUAACUCGAGGCCUAUCUUCAUCAAUUUAAUCAGGAAGCCGCUGGACAGGCUUGUGUCUUAUUAUUAUUUUCUACGACACGGUGAUAACUUCAGGCCGCAUCUAGUGAGGAAGAAACAUGGGGAUAAAAUGACAUUUGAUGAGUGUGUAGAGAAGGGUCAAGCUGACUGUGAUCCCAGUAACAUGUGGCUGCAGGUGCCGUUCUUCUGUGGACAUGCCGCGGAGUGCUGGCGUCCGGGUAGUUCGUGGGCGCUGCAGCAAGCGAAGCACAAUCUAGUGCAGCACUACCUAGUCGUAGGUCUGACUGAGGAUAUGCUGGCCUUCAUCAGCGUACUAGAAGCGAGCCUACCGAGAAUGUUCAAAGGAGCAACCGAUCACUAUCGGAGCAGCAACCGCUCACACUUACGGCAGACCAGCGCCAAGAUAGAACCAUCACAACGAACCAUAGACAAGAUACAACAAUCACUUAUAUGGAAAAUGGAGAACGAAUUAUAUGAGUUCGCGUCCGAACACUUCAAGUUCGUCAAGAAGAAACUACUAAAGGAAGCAAAUAGUGUACCUCAAGUGUUCUUCUACGAGAAAAUACGACCGAAAUGA